Messenger RNA from Hyaloperonospora brassicae, 3399 nucleotides. NCBI's taxonomy places the organism in Eukaryota, Oomycota, Peronosporomycetes, Peronosporales, Peronosporaceae. The record is from the annotation of a GenBank genome assembly.
AUGUCCAAUCGCCGUCGCAGCACGAAGACUAUCCAGGCAACGCGUUUUUCUCUCCUGCUGCUAGAAGACGGUGAAUGGUUUUUGGACGACCAUUGCGCGUGUUGGUAUCUCGAGCCAUGGGCCACUACACCAAAGGAAGUGCCCGGCAGGCUCAAAGUUUGUACGCGGGGACUAUUUUUCGUGCCUCAUGACUUGCAGGUACCCAUUUUGCGGUUCCCUUUUCGCUCCAUGGACUUCGAACCCAUGGCCGAAUGUUUCGGACCGAUUCGAACUCACUCAGACAUAUCCAAUACCAAUGGGUCUACAAAGACUGGACCGGUGGUAUACUUGACGUUCAAGACCCAACAAGUUAUUGCCAUGCGGACACGAGGCAUUGACCACCCGUACAUUUACAAAAGUACUACCAACAAUGGCGACGUACCCAUCGAGCGCAAUGCACAACAGAACAUCUGUUGCGAUUUAUUCUUCGGCAAAAACAAACUGCCCGCCAAGUACGUUUUUACGCUGCGACACGUGACUAUUGAGGCAUUUCUUGCGAGCAUUCACGUCGUCUACAGAGUAUCGACGAUGUCGCCUCGCCGAGCAUUGACUACUGCGGAAGAAAGCACGCCAUUGGCUCCAGUCUUGUCGUCGAGGUGGACGGACAAGUUUGAUCCGAGUCUGCUCGUUGAUUUUCGCGAGAGAUUGUUGAUGGAAAGAGGAUGUGUUGCUGAUCGCAUCGAGCCGUUGCUCAAGUUUCCAGGCUGCCUUAUGCUGACGACCAAGAGGCUAUACUUUGAGCCAGCAUUGCUGAACAAUGUGCUGGAUCUUGUGCUGAACUGGGAGUAUACGAAGGUCGAUCAGGUAUACAAACGACGCUACCUUCUUCAGCCGAUUGGGUUGGAGAUGUUCCUGAGCAACGGGGACAGUUUCUUCUUCUCCUUUCGCUCUCCCACAGAACGUGACGAUUUUUACGCGCUUCUAGUGGAGCAACCAGAGCUGCAACGUUGUUGUCGUCAGGACUUGCAGUAUAUGAUGCGUCAAUGGCAGCGACGCGAGGUAUCGAAUUUUGAGUACUUGCUUUUUCUGAAUAAUGCCUCAGGUAGGACGCGCAACGACCUGACACAGUAUCCUGUUUUCCCAUGGAUCUUGUGUGAUUACACCAGCCCAGAGCUUGCUCUGGAUGACCCGGCAGUGUACAGAGACCUGACAAAGCCCAUUGGAGCACUCAACGAUGAGCGUCUUGCGUAUCUGAAGGCGAGGUACGAAGGCAUGCCUCGUGGUGCAGAAGCCGAAGAGUUGCCUCCUCCAUUUCUGUACGGUACGCAUUAUUCGACUCCCGGUUACGUGGUGUAUUUCCUUCUGCGGAAGGUUCCGGAGUACAUGUUGUGCUUACAAAGUGGGAAGUUCGACGCACCGGACCGACUGUUUCGCAGCGUCAAAGUUACGUGGGACGGUUGUUUGUCAAAUCAUGCCGAUGUCAAAGAACUCAUUCCCGAGUUCUUCGACUGCGCAUGUCCAGCAGAUGAGUGGUUGCGAAACAUGAAACACUUGGAUUUCGGAAGUACGCAAAAUCGUGAUCGUGUUGAUGAUGUGGUGCUUCCGCCGUGGGCGCAUGGCAGCGCGACCGAGUUUGUACAAAAAAAUCGUGCGGCGCUCGAGAGCGACUACGUGUCAGAUCAUUUGCACCACUGGAUCGAUCUGAUCUUUGGCUACAAGCAACAGGGAGACGAAGCUGUCAAAGCUGAUAAUUUAUUUUACUAUUUAUCAUACGAGGGAUCGGUGGAUAUCCAAGCUAUCGCAGAUCCGGUGCAGAAGUGCUCGUUGGAAGCCCAGAUUCAGGAAUUCGGACAAACGCCAAAGUUGCUGUUUUCUACGCCCCAUCCGUCUCGAAAUGAGAGCAGCGUGGAUGUCGAGGUGGCUACCCCGGACUUGCUUGUAUCUCCGCGAGUGCAGGUUCCUUACGUUCGCAAAUCACUUUUCGUCGAUGAGAUGUCCAAGUCUCGUUUUCAGCGUCGGUACGAAGGCACGCAAACUGCAUUGGAGGAAUACACUGAGUCUGAAGGUGAAGCGAAUGAGAGCUCCAUGCCAGUUUACGAUCGUCAAAAUAGUUGGCACCAGUACAGCCUCAUUUGUUCGGAGACCUCCUUACAGUGCUUUCCAAUCACAAUAAAAGCGGUCUCCGCCCGUUUGCGGAAAAGUAUACGAUCAGGCAAAGCACGCAAGAAGUGGAAGUGGAAAUCCAGACUACGAACAAAGUACAGUCUGUCCGUGUCGUGGGGUUGGAAGCAAAGUUCAGCGAGCCAGUUGCACAAAGGGGAAGUCACGAGCACCGUUCUUUCCAGAGACGGCUCGUUCGUAUUCACGACCAGCAAGGACUGCUCGCUGAAGAUGUCUUCGACCAAAGGUGUGACGCCGUUCCGCAGUGUGUCCGGCAAGUUUGCGCUUUCAUGCUGUGACGUGUCCCCUGAUGAAAGUAUCGUGCUAUGUGGGUCAUGGGAUAACAGCGUGUACAUGGUCUCGGCAAGAACAGGGCAAGUGCUGGACAUGGUGGUCGCGCACUCAGACGGCAUCUCAGCCAUACGCGUCCUGCAACGUCGUUUCUUGACAAGUUCGUGGGACUCGAGUAUCAGACUCUGGAGGUAUACGGCAAGUGCCAUCAAUGUCACUCCAAUUCGAACCUUUCUGGACUGUGAAGAGUCCGUCUGGUGCUUGGCUGUCAGCAGCAAUGAGCAAUUUGGUGCAGCAGGAACUCGAAAUGAGUCCGUCUACGUGUUCAAUCUUGACGCAGCGGUGCUGUAUAGCCAUGCUCAAGUGAGCUCGGAAGAGUGUCCAUCCGGCAUCUCGUCGGUUUCGUUUGCCAACGACAACAAGUCGUACGUAUGCAUCACAAUGCGAUGCGAGGUGUUUCAGUGUAAUCUCCGCGGUGAAAAGCUAUGGAGCAUGGAGGUUCACACGGCAGGUCCAGUCCAGUGUUUCGACAGCGAUGGUGACUAUGCCGUAGGCGGCACUAGUGCUGGCUCGAUUGUGUUUUGGAAGUUGCACGAGAGAGCUGGUGCAGAGGAGGUCUUUGAGCUCCCGCGAGCCCACGAAGCGAGUAUCACGUGUCUCGCAGUUAGCUGUUCCGGCUCAUUGCUCGUGUCGGGCGCUCGCGACGGGUCUGUGCACGUGUGGAAACUUGAACAGAAGUUGCCGCUCCAUCACCCGACAGCCGAUCCUCUCUGUUGGUCAAGAGGGUCAGAGAAACUGCCAUCCGGUAGUGGUACAUUAACAUCCACAUUGGCAUCCACUACUCGCACGUCAACUUCAAUGCACUUUCGACACAAGUCGAGGAUGGAAACAUGUGAAUGGGUCACUGCCCAUGAUACUUUUCGUCCCAUUGUGCAACUCGCGGAAGCACAAUGCUGUCUCGAGUGUUGA